Molecule: messenger RNA, 2866 nt
Organism: Porites evermanni
Lineage: Eukaryota; Metazoa; Cnidaria; Anthozoa; Scleractinia; Poritidae
Source: the annotation of a GenBank genome assembly
AUGAUCAAUCUACUGGACCUCAUGGGAGGACACUUUCAUGACAAAAUUGUUGAACUGGUCAAAGCUGGAAAGAAAUUCUACACUGUUAACGACAAUUUGAACUGCAAAACAACAGUGAAGAACAUGAGGGUAGAUCACAGGAACAAGCAGCACAACUGGUUUGCAAGCAUUGUUGCUUUUGAGAGGAUUGAUUUCAGCCACUUGGACAAUGUAAGGCCACUUGGUGACAUUCAGAAUUUUUCUAAGGAGAGUUACCUCCUUACCUCAGAGGAAGUCAAAAAACUUCAGUCAGUUUUCAAAGUUCUUGUGGGGAGAAUCUUUUUAGAAUUCUUCAAACAACCUCAAUUUGCAGCAGUUAAGAAGCUGGUACCACAGCACAUUCUGCACAGGUACACCAAUGAAAUGAGCUCGAAGUCAGAAGUGUUUCCACUGUCAAUUCAAUUCAAAGAUGAAAAAAAAAUAUGCAGAUGUGGUAGACAUCUGCCACAUUUGAAACAAUAUUUAAAGCAGCUACAGAUAAUGAAGGUCCUGAACAAGAAACCCACAUCGCAGCUGACUUUAACUGUCCAUCUGGUGGCGAUCAGUUGACAAGAGUGCAUUUUACGUAUGGGCGUAAACUAAGGGCUGGAGCUCACACUUCUAAGGACCGACUGGAACAUUCUCAGCCUGAUGUUAUAGAGCUCUUUCAUACAAAGCAAGCAUUCUUAACUGUAAGUACAGCUAUGCAACAUACGUAAUAUAUAUGGUGACUGCAAGAGUUACAUACUAUUAUUUGGAUUUUUAUACUUAAUCUAGUGCUUUUCCGUUCAACAACUGUUGAGCAUAAAAGUACAAACUGGAUUUAUUAAAUCUGUCUGCCUAUGACACACUUAAUCAGAAAAGAUGGUUGAAUUCUUUAAGUUUCCUAAUACUAUAUCUAUAUUGUAAUGAUAGUAAUAAUCAUCUCUUCUUCAUAUAAAUAUAUAAAACAAAGCAGAGAUUAAUCAAAAGCUCUUUUAUACAAAACAGUUCUUAACACAUUGAAUAAAAAGGCUGAGGGACAUUUCAUAGCCCACUUUUCAAUUGUCGAGUUUGGAUUCUACUUGGCAAAAUAAAAUACAUAAUUUAAUUAACAAUAAUUAUUAUUGUUUUGUAUUUAUUUUCAGCUCAUUAAUGAUGUCCUGAUGAACCAGAAUUCAACACGUGAAAUUGGUACACUGAAGUAUUUUAGAGAGCGUAUUAUGCGCUACAAUGUUCCAACAACUGUCAAAAACAACCCUGAUGCAUAUGAGGAGUUCUUUGUGUCAGUUGGAAGGGCUUACUUAGUGGAAGCUUUCCUAGAAUUCUUUGGUAUGGAAAACACUGAAAGUGAGCCUACAAAAAAUUUGCCUGAACGAAAUGCAAGCUUGGAGGCAAAGAGGGAACACUUUGAUAAGGUGCUUGGGAAGUUUGUUGACUACCAUGUUUUCCACUUGGGUGUGACAGUCGAUGACAAAGUCCAGAAUUAUGGCCUCUCUUUGAUUGAACUGUUCAUAGUUCUUAUGCAACUGAAUGACACAAUUCAUGAAGGUGAUGGAGAUAGAAAUGUUAUUAAUUGGAAAUACCUUUUGUGGGUUAUCAAAACCAAUAACAAAUUGUCAAAGUAUGCGAUUGAAGAAAUGUACCUCCUAACUUCAGUAAAGUGCAUGCUGACCCACCAGGUGUCCGAACGUGUUAUUUGGGGAAGAGGGACCAACAAGAAAGGGAAAAUUGGAGUCAACUUGCCAAAUGAUUUAGAAAUGGAGCAUACCAUCAAGAGCACAAGAAAUCUGAUAACUUCAAUGGGGGCAAAUAAAACUGAGAAGGCUGUGCUUCGUAGCUCAAUGGCAGUCACUGGAGUCAGUGANGUUGAAUUCUUUAAGUUUCCUAAUACUAUAUCUAUAUUGUAAUGAUAGUAAUAAUCAUCUCUUCUUCAUAUAAAUAUAUAAAACAAAGCAGAGAUUAAUCAAAAGCUCUUUUAUACAAAACAGUUCUUAACACAUUGAAUAAAAAGGCUGAGGGACAUUUCAUAGCCCACUUUUCAAUUGUCGAGUUUGGAUUCUACUUGGCAAAAUAAAAUACAUAAUUUAAUUAACAAUAAUUAUUAUUGUUUUGUAUUUAUUUUCAGCUCAUUAAUGAUGUCCUGAUGAACCAGAAUUCAACACGUGAAAUUGGUACACUGAAGUAUUUUAGAGAGCGUAUUAUGCGCUACAAUGUUCCAACAACUGUCAAAAACAACCCUGAUGCAUAUGAGGAGUUCUUUGUGUCAGUUGGAAGGGCUUACUUAGUGGAAGCUUUCCUAGAAUUCUUUGGUAUGGAAAACACUGAAAGUGAGCCUACAAAAAAUUUGCCUGAACGAAAUGCAAGCUUGGAGGCAAAGAGGGAACACUUUGAUAAGGUGCUUGGGAAGUUUGUUGACUACCAUGUUUUCCACUUGGGUGUGACAGUCGAUGACAAAGUCCAGAAUUAUGGCCUCUCUUUGAUUGAACUGUUCAUAGUUCUUAUGCAACUGAAUGACACAAUUCAUGAAGGUGAUGGAGAUAGAAAUGUUAUUAAUUGGAAAUACCUUUUGUGGGUUAUCAAAACCAAUAACAAAUUGUCAAAGUAUGCGAUUGAAGAAAUGUACCUCCUAACUUCAGUAAAGUGCAUGCUGACCCACCAGGUGUCCGAACGUGUUAUUUGGGGAAGAGGGACCAACAAGAAAGGGAAAAUUGGAGUCAACUUGCCAAAUGAUUUAGAAAUGGAGCAUACCAUCAAGAGCACAAGAAAUCUGAUAACUUCAAUGGGGGCAAAUAAAACUGAGAAGGCUGUGCUUCGUAGCUCAAUGGCAGUCACUGGAGUCAGUGAAUCCCGCAUGCCUAUGAUGUGA